CGACGCUAAAAGCAAGGUUAGUAAAAAUAAAUGAGAAAGUUUUGUCGUGAUACUGGCUUGUACAUCGUAUCUUAUAUACGCAGACAUCCCACGUAGAUGACCCGACAGAACACCUCUGUGUACCUCGUCGGGUUUGACUGACUUCUUUUCAGACAAAAUGGUCCGCGUUUCUGUCCUCAACGAUGCCCUCAACUCAAUCGUCAACGCUGAGCGUCGCGGAAAGCGUCAAGUCCUCGUUCGUCCUUCAUCAAAGGUCGUCGUAAAGUUCCUUUCUGUCAUGCAAAAGCAUGGCUACAUUGGUGACUUUGAAGAGGUCGAUGAUCACCGUUCAGGAAAGGUUGUCGUUCAACUCAACGGUCGUUUGAACAAGUGUGGUGUCAUCUCACCAAGAUUCAACGUCCAACUUUCACAAAUUGAAAACUGGGUUGCUAUGCUCCUUCCAGCCCGUUCAUUCGGUAAGAUCAUCCUCACCACCUCAUCCGGCAUCGUCGAUCACGAGGAGGCCAGACGUAAGCACACUGGUGGUAAGAUUCUCGGUUACGUUUACUAGAUUAAUGUAACUUAUGCAUAAACCAUUAACAUUGGA
This is a messenger RNA of Wallemia mellicola CBS 633.66, 586 nucleotides long. Its product is annotated as ribosomal protein S8. The transcript has 2 exons. The record is from RefSeq and is a predicted model, not a curated record. NCBI's taxonomy places the organism in Eukaryota, Fungi, Basidiomycota, Wallemiomycetes, Wallemiales, Wallemiaceae. Gene Ontology annotation, biological process: translation. Gene Ontology annotation, molecular function: structural constituent of ribosome. Gene Ontology annotation, cellular component: ribosome; cytosolic small ribosomal subunit. Bases 158 to 550 code for a protein of 130 amino acids.